AUGGGUCUUCUUCUCCCAACCUCACCCUCACUGCGGUUUGCCUUCACAGAUCCUCACUCUCUUUCCUUUAACUUCACGGUCAAUCCUCAGCCCAGACCUGGACAGCCGUGCUGUGAGGUUCAAGGCCAGGUGGACGGAGAGGUUUUUCUCUCCUAUGAUUGUCGUCAUGCUAAGAUCAUAUUCACAAGUCCAUUGGGAGAAGAAGAAACCCUAAAGGCCUGGGAAACACAGAUCGAAAUACUCAGAGACAUCAGGGACCAACUGCGCGACUUGACAAUGGAGAAACACACAGUCACAGACCCUCUCACCCUGCAGGCCAGGAUGCCAUGUCGCUAUGAGGAUGACAGACAUGUCAGUAGAUCCUGCUUGAAUGGACAAAUGAGACUCCACUUUGAUUCGGAGAAUGGACACUGGAGAGUGGAUCACCCUGGAGGCAGAUGGAUGAAAGAGAAGUGGGAGAAUGACAGAGCUGUGACUGACUUCUUGAAGAAGGUCUCCAUGGGAGACUGUUGGGCUUGGCUUCAGGAUUUCAUGGCGUGCUGGGAGAAAAUGUUGAAGACCAUGGCAUCACCAACCACGGGCCCCUCUACCUUGCAGCCCACGGCCACAGCCAUCAAGUCCAAAGCCUGGAUCCUCCUGCUCCUCACCAGUUUCAUCAUAACUGUCUUCCUGGGCUGA
Molecule: messenger RNA, 678 nt
Organism: Bubalus bubalis (water buffalo)
Lineage: Eukaryota; Metazoa; Chordata; Mammalia; Artiodactyla; Bovidae
Product: UL16-binding protein 1
Biological process (GO): antigen processing and presentation of endogenous peptide antigen via MHC class I via ER pathway, TAP-independent; immune response; antigen processing and presentation of endogenous peptide antigen via MHC class Ib
Cellular component (GO): external side of plasma membrane
Source: RefSeq, a predicted model, not a curated record